AAAAAUAUUGAUGAUUGAGAUAAAAAUAAAGAGAAAAAGAUGACGCUAAUUGUUUUUUCUUCUUUUUUUUACUAACUGUUCAUUAUGUUGAAUGCUUUUAGAGAACCAAUUUCACUGUUCAGUUUUCCUAUAUGGAUAUGUAACCAAUCCCUUUUUAAGACUCAAACUUUUAAGACUGAAAAUUGACUAAAGGUGGAAGGGUUCUUAUAUAUAUAUAUAUAUAUUCGUGGUAUAACAAAUACUAUUUUUCAAUAAAAGAGAGGGGUAAAAGAUCAGAGAGAGUGGCACAUUGGUAUUGGGUUGAGAGGUAAAGAUGGCCGAGCCACCACCACUGCUUCUCCCCCAAAUCAAUGCCCUUUCUAACUUUAAACCGUUACGUUGGGUGGUUGAAAAACUUCGAAACAGAAUAGACGAAGUGGGAAGAGAGGCGUGCUGCGAACUUCGACCACCCUGCAGAUCACAGGAUCUCCUGUUCGCUCUCCCAAAAUAAAUUCCCCUCUUCCCCACGCAUCCCCCCUUCACAAGAAAGUAAAAAAACCUCUGAACCGAAAGAGAAGAGAAGUUGAGAGAGAGAGUUUGCGUUGGGGAGAGCGCAAAAAUGGUAGGAGAAGGCCGACCCCUCUUCAAGAAAACUCCCUUCGACGUCAACCUUGAAUAAUUAUUGUUACAAGAAGGCUCGCCUUCCUCGGUUCGUUUUGGUUCUUGCGUUGUGGGGAGAAUCCGGCCCUUCACUUUCCUUGUUCAUCGGUAAUACUGCAUGUGGGGAGCAUCCGGCUUGUCGAUCGAUGAUCAUGAGCUCUGAAGGCAUCGGCUUCGCGGCUGUAGUUGCUCUUUCCGGCAGCAUCUUCUACGUCGUCCUGAAGGCACACCAGCAACUCGUCUCCGACUUCAAGAACCAGAUACGACGCGAAUUAGGACGGAAAGAACGGUCGAGGAUGAAGAGAGUGGCAUUCGCGGACGAGGUCCUCGAGCCUUCUUCGAAUAACCGGGCGUAUAGGAAGAGCCGGCCCGAGAUGAGUUGCCGGCGGCGGCUUCCUGCAAUCAGCGAAGAAGAGUACGGCGACGGUGUUCCGGCAGAUAUGCCCCUCAAUAGGGUGGCAUUGUACAAAGGGAUCAAGGAGGACCGCCUCAGGAGGGGACCUUUGCAUUUGACGCGUCCACGUCUCUAUCGUGAUUCUGCUUCCUGAAUCUUCGCUGUUUCAUUGUUUUGCCAAGGCAAACAGACUGGCUUCAGAUGUAAUGGUUUAGAAAUUUGCGCGAGAAAAAAAUGACCAUGCCCACGGGAUUAUGC
Messenger RNA from Nymphaea colorata (pocket water lily), 1291 nucleotides. RefSeq lists its product as uncharacterized. NCBI's taxonomy places the organism in Eukaryota, Viridiplantae, Streptophyta, Magnoliopsida, Nymphaeales, Nymphaeaceae. The coding region runs from base 786 to 1187 and encodes 133 amino acids. The transcript has 2 exons. The record is from RefSeq and is a predicted model, not a curated record.